Molecule: messenger RNA, 3867 nt
Organism: Pygocentrus nattereri (red-bellied piranha)
Lineage: Eukaryota; Metazoa; Chordata; Actinopteri; Characiformes; Serrasalmidae
Exons: 3
Coding region: 1168-1992 (274 amino acids)
Source: RefSeq, a predicted model, not a curated record
UGGGGAUCGAACCGGCAACCUUCCAGUCACAGGGCCAGUUCCCUGACCUCGAGCCCACGACUGCCCCCGCAACCUUUAUAGUUUAUUCUGUGUCUGCUGCUUAUUUUCUAUUUUUAAUGCAUGUUUGCUGCUUAAUUUAGCUAAUGCAAGCUAAGCUAAUGAGCAGCAAGACUUUGAACCUUGGCGACGCAUCAAAACAUGCAGAAUUAUUGCACUAGGGCAAUAAUGAAAACUGCAACACCGUUCACAUAGUUGUUGCCAUCGUAAUCUUUAGUGUACGCAAUGCAAAGUUCUGCAAAACGUCCGCAGAAGAUUUCCCUGCUUGGUCUCUCACUCCUCCUUAGACCUUCUCAUGCUACAAUAACAGCAUUUGGCUGAUGCUCUUAUCCAGAGUGACUUAUGAUUUGAUCAUCUUACACCGGGAGGUAAAGGCGGUGUUAGGAGUCUUGCCCAAGGACCCUUAUUGGUGUAGUGUAGGGUGCUUACCCAGGUGGAUUGAACCCCAGUCUACAGUGUAGAAGGCAGAGGUGUUAACCACUACACUAACCAACCUUCUCACGCUACUGCUGGACCCAGACCUAAAACUAUAUGUGAAAUAUGUGAAAAACAGCUCUGGAAUCACAGUCACAGACUCUUCUGUGUCAUUAUAGAACCAACUGAAUGGAGAAGAAUAAAGAUCUGAAGUUCCUCUGUGUCUUAGUGUAAUUCCACACGGUGCACCUGUGAUCACCUGUGAUCCAUCUGUAACAGUGACCAAAUCAUUAGUAGUUUGUUUUUUGCCCAUGUUGUUCACAUUUAAAACCAUCAAACAUAUUUAAAAGCUGUAAAGAUGACCCGCUUUUAUUUAAGCAUGUUUUACUUUAUUCAAAGACAUCUCUUCUAUUUAAAGAGGGCUUGCUUUAUUUAAAGACAUCGACUUUUACUGGAAGACGUUGUUUUUAAUUGUCUGCUUUUAUCUUAAUGAGAUUUUUCUUUUUUGUAGAAGUAGUCUUACCCUUCUGGGCCACUGUAAGUGGGUGGAUACACAGGUUUCCUGUAGCAGCUGAUAUGAUCCUAUGAUCUUCAUAUAGUCCUGCAGAUGGAACGUGAGUCUUCAAGCUGACGGAUGCUGUAAGGUUUGGUUCUGAUUCUGAGUUAGUGGUGUUGUGUUGCUCUUAAGCUUUAGAAAUGACGCUGAGUAAGUGGAGCGAUUUCUUUAAACAGCACCCGUACAGCAGCAGCGUGCUCUUCAGCCUCGUUUUUGUGGCUUUGGAAAAGGUUGUUGAGUUUGAUUUCGUGUGCCCCUGUGAAAGCGGAUUCACAGAGGCCUUCUUCUGUUGUUACUUACUGGUGCCCAUGUUCAUUGCUUUUGUCUUUGGACUUUACCUUCUGAGCUUCAAACGUUCAUCACGUGGAGAACAUGGCUCAGAUCUCCUGAAACUUCUGGCCUGUAUGGUUCCGUCUGUUGUCUGGCUGGCCAUGUUUCUCUGUGAUGGUAGAUACACAGCCUGUUUAUAUACGGAGUUUGGUGCAGAGUUUUCAGACAGCGAUAACCCGUCUCCAUGGAAAUGGUGUGAGAAAACCCAAACACUGACUCCUGACGAGAUCAUUACGCUGGUGUCAUUCUACAUAUCUAAGUUGGUAGGUUUCGGUGUUUUUGUCCUCAUCUCGGCUGUAGCACUGAUUUAUAAGUGCUGCAUGAACUACUGUAAGUGCCUAGACUUCACCGACACGGAGCCCUGCUGCUCGGCCCAUGGUAAAACCUGCAGCGUAGCCCACUGUCGAGCCUGCUGCGAACACCACAAACCAAACUGCUGCUCAGCGCACAGAGAUAUGAGAUGCUCAGCCCACCUCCCCGAAGAUGCUUCAUCAAGUCAAGGCAACCGUCGGGACCACAGUGUUCACUUAGAACUACAUUCCUGUCAUGGUGCUGCUGCCUGCCAUUGUGCCAAACCGGAAAACUGCCCUAGUCUCCAUCACCAUACCUGCCGCUGUGACUGUCACAAGCGCUAGCCCUCAAUUGUUUCCUACUCACAUUCAGUUCCCUCUCUCACUGAUUUGUUUGCUUCUCUUUCACCGAUUCCUUUCUUACUCCGUCACUUAUUCAGUUCCAUCCAUUUGUCGCUGAUUCAUUUCCCUCUUCUGUUAUGGAGUCAUUAACAGAAGAGGAUAUUGAUUCAGCUGAGAUGUACAAAUGCAAGGGGGGAAAAAAACAAAACAAAAAAAAAAACACACAACCACACACACACACACACACACACACACACACACACACACACACACACACACAAUGCGAAUCUAAAAACCCAAACCUAAAUCAUCCUAGACUAAUCUGAUCCGCCACAGCAGACCCCAAGAAAACAUGACCGAUAGAAUCACACAGCUGAGGAGGUGCAAAGACGAGGAAAAACAACUGCAAACAAAAAAUCUAAACCUAAUCAAAUCGAGAAACACGCUGGCACAGGGGGCAUAAAAAUGUUUAUGGUCCAUUUACAUCUUAUCCUAGGAUUUAGACUUCAACUGCAGUAAAACCGACACCGACGCUGUUCAGCUUUGAACGAGUGACAAAAACUCUUCAGAAUGGAUUUUUACUUUUAAAAGGUCUCCCCUUUAACCACAACUGGAAAUUCAGAUGCGAACACCGUCACACUGAGAACCAACUGAAGGCUUGAGGCAAUAGUAGAUAGCAAUGGUUGCAGUGCCGUGAUCAGAGGUUUGAGAAAAUGAAGCACAGCGUGGCAGAGAGCAUAAUGAUAGAGAUCAUGACACUGCAGGAUCAUACAAAACUAGGCUCAAGUAUUAUUUCCUGCCCUGCGAUGGACUGGCGACCUGUCCAGGGUGUGUCCUGUAACCCCCCCCCCCCCCUGUUUUCUGUACUGGCCUCUUUGUGUGUGAACUAUUUAAAUUUGCCACUGCAAAACUGAUGGAGAACCGCUCUUCCUCUGCUGAUGCCUGCCUUUAUCGUUUUAUUUGAUAUGUUUUAUGGGUAAGCUUAAAAAAUGUCUAGUAAAUGCUUAUUAAUACAUUGCGAUGUAUUCCAAGUGUCUGUGGCAUGACGUGUGAUAGAAGAUAUGGUAUAACACAAAAUACUGUCCAGAGGCCUCCGCAGUGCACAGCUGAUGAUGGGGUGGCGUAGUGACGCACAGUUGAGGCCCUUAAAGCUUUCAAACUGAUUUUGAAUUGUAAUGUCAGGCCGCUGCACUCAUUACCAUGCUACACCUCAUCAUUAAACUGUUAAACAUUAAACAAACGGUAGUCGAAGCCUGUUCCAAAAUCCACAGUAUUAGUUGAAUAUUAACGAACAUUUAAUACGUGUUUAAAUGUUUGUGUGACUUUAUGAAAGUUCAUUAUUUUAUAAAAGUGACAUUUUGUCAAUCUAACAGGAUACCUGCUAAAAUGCAUCAAUAGAGAGAAAAAUGAAUAGAUGCAAUUUGUUGAUCCUGAAGCAGAAAUUAAGAAAGUUAUGAUUCUCUUUGUAUUUCUAUAUUUUUGCAGCUUAUUAUUAUGCAGUAUUUGAAACAUGUAGGAUGUUUUUCUUUGGUUUAACUAGGAAAAAUGUUAGUGGUGACUGCUUUUUAUAUCAAUUUCAUUUUCAAAUAUUUCAGCUUGAGUGUUUAGAUCAGUAAAUGCUUUGUAUUUUCAGUUUUUAUAACAACUUCUGCUGUUAUGCUGUUUAAGAUGUUUCAGGAUUUCUAAGAUCUUCUGUAAUCUUAUAUUAUUUUUAUUAUAUACAUAUUCGCUCAAAAGAAACGUGCAGCUGACUCAGCAGACAGAAGCCCCAGUGUUCGUUUACGCCCACAUAGAGCUUAAAGACACAUCAAGGCUCCUCAGCUGUGCGUUUUGUGCUGUACUGUAUUGUUUCACUUUGAAUAAACGCCUCCUGCUGCA